Molecule: messenger RNA, 1107 nt
Organism: Camellia sinensis
Lineage: Eukaryota; Viridiplantae; Streptophyta; Magnoliopsida; Ericales; Theaceae
Product: polyadenylate-binding protein 2
Molecular function (GO): poly(A) binding
Source: RefSeq, a predicted model, not a curated record
AGAUAUGAGGGAGUGAGUCAGUAGAGAGAGUGCGUAGAGAGAGAGAGAGAGAGAGAUGGAGCAUCAGGAGCAUGAAGUGUACGGAGGAGAUAUACCCGAUGAAGGAGAGAUGGAUGCCGAUGUCGAUAUGUCUAGGGCUGAAGACGACGAUCUCAACUCCAAGGACUUGGGGGACAUGAAGAAGAGACUCAAGGAGAUUGAAGAAGAAGCAGGCGCCCUUCGCGAAAUGCAAUCCAAAGUUGAAAAGGAAAUGGGCGCCGUUCAAGACUCUUCUAGUCCUGCUACUCAGGCUGAAAAGGAGGAGGUGGAUUCACGCUCCAUAUAUGUUGGGAAUGUAGAUUAUGUGUGUACACCUGAGGAGGUCCAGCAACACUUCCAAUCCUGUGGGACAGUUAACAGGGUCACAAUUUUGACAGACAAGUUUGGUCAACCUAAAGGAUUUGCUUAUGUGGAGUUUGUGGAAAUUGAAGCUGUUCAGAAUGCUCUUCUGUUGAAUGAAUCAGAGUUGCAUGGCCGCCAGUUGAAGGUUUCUUCAAAACGAACUAAUAUUCCAGGGAUGAAACAGUAUCGAGGAAGGCGUCUGAACCCAUAUAUUGGUUUUCGAACACGAAGACCCUUCAUGCCUGUUCCACCUUUCUAUCCUUCAUUUGGAUAUGGAAGGGUUCCAAGGUUCAGACGCCCCAUGCGGUACAGGCCAUACUGAUUUUGGAUCUUGCUCGACUUGUGGCCCUACUGAAGAUUCACUGUCUUGUUAUAGCAACUGCCUCAUUUAUGAAGCAUCAAUUGCAAAGUUAGCUUAUUAUUUUCGUAUCAAUAUUUCUGCAAUAUGGAUGAUGGGUGAUCUCAUAAGAACUUGUACCAUCAGUUGCAUACCAAAAAGCAGACUUUUUUCUUUUUUUUCUUUUUUUUUCUUUUUCCUAAUUGUAGGAAUAAUGGAUUUAAGUUCUAUGGAUGGAAGAAUCAGUCAAACAAAUCGUUUGUUGUGAAAAUGGUUCUGAAUGAUGUCUUCUAUGAAUUUGAAGUCUGAUAGAGUUCAAAUGUUGUCGAUACAGGGUUAAUGACCGGAUGUUUUUAUAGCAGUAUGCAUGGAUGGAUCAUUGCAGUUAA